Molecule: messenger RNA, 9652 nt
Organism: Scleropages formosus (Asian bonytongue)
Lineage: Eukaryota; Metazoa; Chordata; Actinopteri; Osteoglossiformes; Osteoglossidae
Gene: plcb4b
Product: phospholipase C, beta 4b
Exons: 39
Coding region: 473-4108 (1211 amino acids)
Biological process (GO): release of sequestered calcium ion into cytosol; phosphatidylinositol-mediated signaling; lipid catabolic process
Molecular function (GO): phosphatidylinositol-4,5-bisphosphate phospholipase C activity; calcium ion binding
Source: RefSeq, a predicted model, not a curated record
GCAGCAGCCGUCAUUAUUUUCACAUCGGAUUUUAAUCCGCCCAUGACUAACAUCUGAUGUAGGGAAGAAGAAAGAGACAAACAGUCCGAAUCUGACAUCUGAGCAGGAAGCGCCGGGGGGGGGGUGGCGGCAGCACUUCUGCUAAGUGGGCAAUCGCGGUGCGGGAAGUGUCUGUGCGCGUGCAGAGGGAAAGGGGGCCGGUUACCGGGGCCAUUAGGGUUGAACACAGGGUGCCUGAAACAAACACACACGCGCACACACACACACACGCGCGCGCGCACACAGAUAGACUCAUAGAGACAGAAGGGAGGGAGAGAGAGGAAGGAGCCGCACUCCGCAUCUCUCCAUCACUUGUCCGGGCUGUUACUGUCAGUGGCGAGCUAGCGGGCGGGCGGGCUAGCUAACCGGCCAAGGAAAAGAGAUGCUUUUUGUUUCCAAAAGUGAUUCAUCUUGAACUGAUUUGUGAGCAGCCAUGACAAAAUCAUAUGAGUUCAACUGGCGGAAACACAUCCCAGAUUUCAUGCAAGAAGGUGCUGUAUUUGACAGGUUUGAUGAGGAUCCAUUCGUCUUUGAACCAGACUGUCUUUUCAAAGUGGAUGAAUAUGGCUUCUUUCUCACAUGGAAAAGUGAAGGAAAGGAAGGCCAGGUUUUGGAAUGCUCAUUGAUCAACAGUAUCCGCAGUGCUCCAGUGCCCAAGGACCCAAAGAUCCUCUCAUCCCUGGAAGCUGCAGAAAGUGACUUGGAAGGCCGCAUCAUCUGCAUCUGCAGCGGAACUGACCUGGUCAAUCUCAGCUUUAUGUACAUGGUGGCGGACAGUGCCGACGUUGCUAAGCAAUGGACGGAAGGCCUCAGGAGUGUGAUUCAUAACUUCAAAGCAAACAAUGUGUGUCCAAUGACCUGCCUGAAGAAACACUGGAUGAAGUUGUCAUUUCUGACAAACAUCAAUGGCAAAAUCCCUGUAAGAAGUAUCACACGGACUUUUGCUUCUGGGAAAACGGAGAAGGGGAUCUUCCAGGCUCUGAAGGAGCUUGGCCUACCCAGCGGGAAGAAUGAUGAAAUUGAGCACUCCGUCUUCACGUUUGACAUGUUUUAUGCCCUCACGCAGAAGAUUUGUCCACGGACUGAUUUAGAAGAGUUAUUCAAAAAAAUCAAUGGAGACAAAACUGAUUAUUUAAGCGUAGACCAAUUAGUCAGCUUUCUGAAUGAACACCAACGAGACCCUCGGCUCAAUGAGAUUCUGUUCCCAUUCUAUGAUCCCAAAAGGGCAAUGCAGAUAAUAGAGAAGUAUGAGCGAGAUGAAGACCUUAAAAAGAAAGGUCGCAUGUCUAGCGACGGCUUUUGCCGGUACCUUAUGUCAGAUGAGAAUGCCCCAGUCUUCCUGGAUCGCCUGGAGCUGUACCAAGACAUGGACCAGUCGCUGGCCCACUACUUCAUCAGCUCUUCUCACAACACCUACCUGACCGGACGACAGUUCGGGGGAAAGUCCUCCGUGGAGAUGUACCGGCAGGUUCUGCUGUCUGGAUGCAGGUGCGUGGAGCUGGACUGCUGGGAUGGAAAAGGGGAGGACCAGGAGCCCAUUAUCACUCAUGGAAAGGCUAUGUGCACUGACAUAUUGUUCAAGGAUGUGAUUGUAGCCAUUAAAGAAACAGCCUUUGUGACAUCAGAGUAUCCCGUGAUUCUCUCGUUUGAAAACCACUGCAGUAAGCCACAGCAAUACAAGAUGGCUAAGUACUGUGAAGAGAUCUUUGGGGAUCUCUUGCUCAAGCAGCCGCUGGAGACCUUCCCGAUUGAACCUGCAAGACCGUUACCUUCUCCCAAUGAGCUCAAAAGAAAAAUCCUUAUCAAAAACAAGCGCUUAAAGCCAGAAGUUGAACAAAAGCAGCUGGAGGCCUUUAAAAAGCAAAUGGAAGCAGGUGAAACGAGUACCCCCGCCAAUAUCCUGGAGGAUGAAAAUGAUGAGGAGAUUGAAAACGCUGAUGUGAAAGAUGUGAACCCAGAGCUCAAGAAUGUUACUGAUGACGAGGUCACGGAGAUAUCGGAAACAACAGAACCCACAGACAACACGGAUGUGUCUGAAGCGUCGGACCAGGACAAUAACAAGAAGGUUGGUGAAACAGCAGAGGAUGAUGAGCAAGCAUUGAUCGCCUCUUACAAGUAUGUGGGGGCCACCACUAACAUCCAUCCAUACCUCUCUGCCAUGGUCAACUAUGCCCAACCUGUCAAGUUCCAGAGCUUUGAAGUGGCAGAAGAAAGGAAUAUCCACUACAACAUGUCCUCUUUCAACGAGUCUGUGGGGCUGGGAUACCUGAAGACGAACGCAAUAGAAUUUGUGAACUAUAACAAGCGGCAAAUGAGUCGGAUCUAUCCCAAAGGAGGCAGAGUGGAUUCCAGUAAUUACAUGCCUCAGAUCUUCUGGAACGCCGGCUGCCAGAUGGUGUCUCUGAACUUCCAGACCCCAGAUUUAGCAAUGCAGCUGAAUCAGGGGAAGUUUGAGUAUAACGGGUCCUGUGGGUACUUGCUGAAGCCGGACUUCAUGCGUCGCUCUGAUCGGAUGUUUGACCCCUUCUCUGAAACCCCUGUCGACGGAGUGAUCGCAGCUACCUGCAGUGUUCAGGUGUUUUCGGGACAGUUCCUGUCAGACAAGAAGAUCGGCACAUAUGUGGAAGUGGACAUGUAUGGCUUACCGACAGACACCAUCCGCAAGGAGUUUCGAACAAGAAUGGUGAUGAACAAUGGCCUGAACCCUGCGUACAAUGAGGAGCCUUUCGUUUUUAGAAAGGUGAUUCUUCCUGACCUGGCUGUGCUGAGAAUCGCUGUGUAUGACGACAACAACAAGCUGAUCGGCCAGAGAAUCUUACCCCUAGACGGGCUUCAAGCAGGAUACAGGCACAUCUCUCUGAGGAACGAGGGCAACAAGCCGCUCUCGCUGCCCACCAUCUUUUGUAACAUUGUGCUGAAGACAUAUGUGCCAGAUGGUUUCGGAGCUAUUGUGGAUGCAUUGUCCGACCCAAAGAAGUUCCUGUCUAUUACUGAGAAGAGAGCAGACCAGAUGAGGGCAAUGGGCAUCGAAACGAGUGACAUUGCAGAUGUGCCAAAUGACAGCACAAAGAAUGACAAAAAAGGCAAGGUAAACCCGGUGAAGGCCAGCGUGACUCCACAGACCAGCUCAGAUACAAGGCAGACAUCCACGUCAGGCCCAACCAACAGCAGCGAUGCUAGGAAAGAUACUUCAUUGAUCAUGCCUCAGGUUAGCAUUGAUGACUUGAAACAGAUGAAGACAUACCUUAAAUUACUGAAGAAGCAACAGAAGGAACUCAGUGCUUUAAAGAAAAAGCAUGCAAAGUGGCACAAGUACUUUCAAUUUCAGGACCAAAGUUCCAUGCAGAAAUCCCACUGUACCCAGGUUGACAAGAUAGUGGCUCUUCAUGAUAAAGAAAAGCUAAUGCUUGAAAAACUGCUGGAGAAGGCCAUUAAAAAAAGGGGGGAAAAUAAUUGUCAGGAACUAAAAAAGGAAACUGAAAUUAAAAUCCAGGCACUGACAUCAGACCACAAAGCUAAGGUGAAAGACAUUGUGGCACAACACACCAAGGAGUGGUCAGAGAUGAUCAACUCUCACGGUGCAGAAGAGCAGGAGCUGAGGGACCAACACGUGCUCCAGCAGUGCGAGCAUCUCAAGAAGCUCAUGUUGGCUGUGCAGGAGCAGCAGACACAGAACCUGAAGCUCAUUCAUGAAAGACAGAGUAAAGAGAUGCGUGCUAACCAGGCCAAGACUUCCAUGGAGAACAGCAAAGCUAUCAGCCAGGACAAAACAAUCAAAAACAAGGCUGAAAGAGAGAGACGAGUUCGAGAACUGAACAGUAGCAACACCAAAAAAUUUCUUGAAGAAAGAAAAAGGCUUGCCAUGAAGCAAUCCAAGGAGAUGGACCAACUGGAGAAAGCUCAACUUGAGCAGCUUGAGAACCUGGAGAAAGCUAAUGAGCAGCUUUUGAAAUCACAUCAUGCAAAGUCUCAGUGUCAAGGCCAAGGACAUGCAGGAGAUGGUGAAGCUGGAGGCGGAGAUGGACCGCAGGCCAGCCACAGUGGUGUAAACUGUUCCUGUCCAAACUGAGGUUAACCUCUGCCCCACAUGGUUGGUCUCCUGGCCCUCACCUGCUGAGCAUUUCUCUUAUGAACAUAAACCUUCUGACAUAAUACUUACCCUCUCUGAGCUUUCAAGCCACUGGUACGGAUCUCUUCUGCACUUCAUCACCUCAUAUGGACACCAGUCUGACAAUGUGCCGAGUGUCCUGAGCAACAGAAUCGCCUUCACAAGUCCCAUGGAUUGUCAGUUACCACACUCAAUGUUUUUUAAUGUUUCGUCCUUGUUUAAAAAGAUUAAAACCAAGAACAGCAUAGUCUACAAGUAACAAUAUUUGUUUGACAUGCUGCUAUUUUAGAUACUCUCCCAUUGUUUGUCAUACAAGAAUAUUAGCCCUGAUGUAUUAAGUGUAUUUAUACAUUUAUUUGUAUUUUAACAGUACAAGUUUACUACACAAAGUUUAAAAAAAAUCUUGUGUUUUUGUCAGCACAAUCUUUGAAUUAUAUAAUGCACAAGAGUUAAGUAUUAUGUCAUAAGCACUUUAAAGAUGUGUAGGCUUUAAGAUAGUUAAACAUGUAGCAAUGCACUCAUUUGGUUUGUCUUUUUCUAAGAAUGUAAAAUAAUGCAAAAGUCAAGGACAGCGAAUUAGAAAAGUGAAAGUUUAUAAAUACAACCUUACACAGAUGAGAGCAUAAUGACACAAUGCUGUUGUAUUUCUUGGACAAACCAAAUGUUUUUUAAUUUAAUUUUUAUGUUUGUUAAAAGUACACAAUCAGUUAGGCUACUGUAGUAAAGUACUGUACCCAGGGGUGGGUGAUAUGGCAAAAAAUUAUAAUCACAUAUUUACAGAUAUUUUUACAUUUAUGGCAUUUAUGCCAAUUUUUUUACAUUUCAAAUUUAGUUUCUCUUAAAUGUAGCUGUCAAGUUACAGAAGAGGCACAACCAGAAACACAGCAGUGCCAUAUUUUGGAAAAAGCAAAACUACAAAAAGGCAUUAUUCUGAAUUUCUCAUUUUCUACAGUUUUAAUAGGAAUAAUGGCCUUUUCCAGAUAAAAUGUUCAUCUUUCUUUCCUGUCACAUGGAACACUUUUUUCAAAUCACAUUGCUGUCAGGGACUGUUCCUGUCUUGUGGGCCUGUGGUCUUUUAGGUUGCUGCCUUGCUUGCGAUGUACCUGGGAAUAAGCACUUAUAUUCUUGAGUGUAUUUUUUGAGUCAUACCUUUGAAAGAUAAAACUGAAAGAUAGCUGGUAAAAACCUUUAAUUUCAAUUUUUAACAUAAAUCAAAACCAGUUCAAAAUUUGAAGGUGUAAUCAUAUUUGGGAAUGAGUUAAUUUUCCCCUACAUUCAACUCAUCUUGUAUUUAUUUUCCAAACAGGUCAUUUUUAAGGCUCCUCCAACUAAAACUAGUUCAGUAGUUUCAUUGAGUUCAGUGGAUUGAGAAUGCAACAGUUCAUAAGUUAGUCCUGUCACCAUCUUUCCCGUCGUACUUUUUGACUGAAUCUGGCUGCAGUCUCUUGGUCUUCACUACGUAUACAAAAACUAACCAUCUGAAGAAAAGAUGUAGAAAUUCUUUAUUGCUAUUCUGUAGUAUUCCUUACUACUAUCUUUUGGUUUGCAGAAAUUGGCAAAAAAAAACACCUACCAAAACAUGACCUUUCCUGACAUAAAUGGGAUCAGAUCUUGAGUACUGGUUGUGAGUUAAUUCCUUAAAACCAGCCACAGCCAAAUGUCAUAGAACCACUUUUCUGUGGUUUCCCCCCCUCUCCUGCUAUUUUUGCAUAGAUCACAGCAUUACAUACCAUGGUUUUUCGUCCCUUGGGCUGGCAACCCUGUUUUUGCUUUAUUGAUACAGCUGAGCUUAUUAAAGUGAUAUGUUUUAACUUAAUGAAUUGCACAACAGACUACGCAACUCCUUGAACACACAAACUGAGCUUUAGCUGAGUACUGUUUUUGCAAAAUAGUGUGAAACAAAAUAUAUGAUGGGUUGCACAAUUAAUCUAUAAAACUGAAAAAUGAUUAAUGAAUUCUUUAUUACCAGUGCAUUCAGACAAUAGCUCAGUCACGCAUAAUUAAUAAAGAGCUCUAGCAGAAACGAGCAUAUUGCAGAGGGGGGGUGAAGUGUAGCCCAGACCAGUGUCAAAAGCUUCUGUUGUAACUCAUUCUGGCUAAUUUUUGUGGUGUUUAUAGCAGAUAUCCAGUUACAAUUUUGAGGAUAUAAUGAAAUUUUUAAACUAUUAAAGGCCAUUACAGAGUAAAUCUUAAGCACUGGCCUCAUCUGAUCAGAGCUCUCUAUGGCAUCACAGCUGCUGUGAUGUCAUGUGAUGCUGAAAGAUGUCACAAAACAUCAUUUACUGUUUUAUUAUUAAACACUUUAUUAUGUAUUGGCUUAAUGUUGACCACUUUGAGUCGCAUGCAUGAAAAGCACUUUUUAAAUUACUUUGAUGCACUGUAACACCAUUGGUUGGAAGAUAAUUUUGAAAACUGAUUAUAAGGUUCUGCCCUGUUUGGUACCUGUUGCUAACUAACAGACAAACCUCUGCACAUGUUCAUUCAAUUCCAUGGAGAAAGCCUUGCUUUUCAACAUGUACAUACAUUCAUAAUCAGUGAAUGAAGUAGAGUUAAAACUACAGUAUAAUGUACUUUUCUGUAACGUAGUUAUGGCGCAGCAGCCUGGCCUAGACUGUAUGCCAGUGUUUGCAAUUUUUUCAAGAACGUGAUGCAGUUUGUACUAGUAUCGAGAGGGUGUUGUCAUAUCUCCCACCUCUACCCAUUUUUUGUCAUUAGCUUUAAUGCAGUAGAAAACAAAGUUACUCCCUGAAUUACAACCAAAUUUAAAAUACACACCAACAAAGUUCUAUGAACGUUGAAGCCUGUUGCCGUUAAUUCUUACUCACAGUUGACACUGUUACUGGGGACAAGACAGAGUUUGUCAUGAUAGUUUCUAGCUUUUAUUUCUAGUGAACACAUGAACACAUAGUGAACACAUAGCAUUCUUGCAACCUAGAAUAAAAAUGUGUUGGGACUUUUAUUUUUAGGAAUUUAGUCUUAAGGAUUUCUACUUCCAUGCUCAAUCUGGUGUUCUCCAAAUGUUAAAUUCGUUUUAAAUCAGGAUUUUUCAGUCCUGUUCCUGGGAACCUGCUCUAUUCUAACAUUUGUUCAAGCAAUUAUUUGCCAAGUUGUUCAGAAAACCUUCUGUGUUGAUUCUGUAAAAGGCCUGCCUGAGAAGAAUGAGUCUGGGAGCAAAAUAAAGUUUGUGCUAAUUAGAAAUCAACAUGUUUACAGCUUGGUCUGAGUGCCGUGUAAACUGCUACUGAAACUGAGUAUUUUCAUAAUUUGGUAGAGGAGAGAUAUAGUUUCUGGUUGAAAGUUCCCACACAAUGAAGUUAUUUAAACUUCAGUCAACACAUCCACUUCAUAUUAAGCACUCGGUCUACACUAAAAAAAAAAAAAAAAAAAAUUCUCCAAUGGGUUCCCAGAACAAGGAUUUUUAAACUCCAGUCUACACGAUCUCACAUUUUGUCAUCAAACAUACAUAAACUAUGAGCCAUUGACAUAGCAGCAUAUUUACUGCAUUUACUAAAAACCAACUGUAACACUUGUAGUUAAAUAAAAUAUUCUGUUCAGCUGAAAUAUUAAAAAUAGUUUUGCAUAAUGUACUGUAUGUAAUUGGAAAAUUAUUCCAGAUGUCUUUACAGCAAAUGAUUAGAAUCCAACAUGUAGUACACAAGUCCCCCUUUUUUGCAUAAAAAUAUCAUGGCAAUGGACUAUGAAAUUAUUUGCGCCCCACUUCAGUAUUUCCAAAUAGCUACACCCCUCAGUUGUAUAUGGACUUGCACUUGUGCUAAGUAUUUAAAUCAGUGACUGAAGUGGAAUUUUGGAGAUAAGCAAUCCUUCAGAAGACUUGUCCCACGUACCUUUUUUUUUCUUUUCUUUUUUUUUUUUAAAAAAAAAAAAAAAAAUUGGUCACUUAAAAGACUUACUACAGAAAUGUCAUCAUCAUGCAUUUAUUGUCUGUUGUUUUGAGAUGGAGCCACCCUCUGUCCUGUCUUCUGACUUUCCAGAAUACAGUAUUUUCCUGUGUCACUCACUGUCGUAAUGGAUGGAAUCCAGACUUGAGUUAGCAAUGUAACGUGUGUUAAAUAAAGCCCCUGAUGCUCUCGACAGGUAUGACUAUCCAUUUGCAAAAUGUCACUUAACUACCACAAUUGACUUUUGACAAAAUAAACUUCAUCUUCAUGGCACUGUAUCUCAACAGUUUAUCUCAACUACAACACAAACACAAAAACAUGACAAGUUGGCAUCGUUGUAUUAAUAAGCUGUAAUACCAACAUCUGUCCUUAGAGAACAUUUAGAGAAAGGUGGCAUAGCUCAAUAUGGGUCCAGAGAGAAAGGGAGUGAUCACGUGUCCUCAUUUUAGCAAAAAUACUCCCACGAUGUAUAACUAAAGCUAGUGUUUAUGCAAGCCAACUGUGUGUGCUUAAAGGAGAAACAGAAGAGUGUUAUUUGAGUUAAAAAUAAAAAAAUUUAAAAAAAAAACUACUUGUGUGCUGAAGCAGGGGUCUGGAUUUCACCAAGCAUCUGUAAUUUUUAAAUGUAGAGUUUCUGCGUGUAACUCUCACUGAUGCCUUUCAAACGUCAACGAAGCCAAUGAAACUUCUGCUACCGAGUUGAGAAACGGAGUUUCGCAGGCAUGUCCGAAAUCAGCAAGUUACAUAAACUGAAUAAAACUGCAUACGGAAGUGAAAAUGUAGCCGCUCACCUUACGCAACACUGAGGUGCGGGACAUUUCUGUCUGUGGGCAGCAGUGGUUCUGAGCUCCUGUCUCACUUUCUCGCUGAUGGAAAGGUACUGUAGGCACAAGACUUGAGAGAGCAAGUCCUGCCCAGCACUCAGUGAAUUCUCCUGUGAAGGGUUCCAUGGCAAGCAACAGCUGGCUCAUCCAAAUCUGUAUCAUUCUGUUUUUCAUGCAAAUAUUACGUGCCCCUCUUCUGUGAGACAAUUGCUCAUUGAUGUAAACAUCUUUACAGGCGAAAAAAGUUGUCAUUGCCAUAUGUUAAGAGGAUGCGUCGACUCUUUCCUACCCAACUACAGGGAAUGUCUUUAGUUCCAGGCAGCUGUUCUGAUGUCAUGCUCAUUGGUACUACAUAGAGCAUUGAUUGACCAAAAGCUAAAGCUUUUCCUUUAUACAAGGUAUGAGAAAUACUGUAAAAACUCUACUGCUGGAGUUUUUCCUCUUUUUAAAUCUGCUGUAGUAGGACGAUAGUCACUUUAUUGUAUAUACUUGAAUGUAUGUUGUGUGUUAUUUUUGACCAGAUGGAUUCUGCAGUAUAUCGAUAAACUAAGGGCUCGGGGAAAAUAAGGAUAUGUUUGUUACUGGGGAGGUAAAAUUAUCAUCAACCAUUUUGGUUAUUUUUGUUUUCUGGUUCAUUUCAUCUUCCAGUGUUGUAUAAAAGCUAUGCUUGCAGCCACAUAUCUACAGUAUAAGUGCUUUUAAAAUUAAUAGCAUCGCUUUCAGCUGUGCCACUCAACAGAACUCUGGUUGGAUGUUAAAGGUUAUUUAAAAACGAUGCCAAA